UAUUGCGUCAUCGCGUUACGUGCGGUCAAAGGUUAGCAAGAUGGCGGCGCCCUGGUGCAAGCGGCUGCUCCAGGGAUGGGUCUUCUUUUCGGGCCUCGUCCCCCGGGCCUUGAGUAGCCGGAGCCGUGCGGUUGCUGCCCGGUGGCAGGACCCCGGCCGCUGCCCCUUUUUCCGGGCCUACUGCCGCAGGAGCAGCCUAUAUGACCAUGUGAGGGAUGGCUAUUCAGACAGGCCCCAGCUGGACAUGGGGCGGGUCUGCAGCAAUACCCAGGCGGUGCUGGAUAAUGUGCGGAAUCGCAAGGGCGAGCUGACCGGGGACGAUGUGGCUGACAUCGUCGCUAUGUGGAAACAAUUGGUGAAAACAAAGGCGGAAAUCGAGAAAUUAGAAAAUGAGAAAAAUAAUAUUAGUGAUUCAGUUAAGGCCCUCCUGGACAAGCACAACAAAGAAACCCUUCAGUCUCAUCCUGAUUUCUCAAGACUGCGAAACCGAGGGAAGGAAAUUCGCCUGGAAUUAAAUUUUCUUUAUAAUCAAGAGAGCCAGCUGGAUGAACAAUUCUAUCUAAAGGCCUUGAAGCUGCCCAACUGGACUCAUCCAAGUGUGCCUGUAGGUGAUGAGAGCCAGGCUCAUGUGGUUGAAAUUGUUGGUGAUAAGCCAGUGUUUGAUUUUAAACCCAAGGGCCAUUUGCAAAUUGGUGAAGACCUGGGCAUUAUCAGACAACGGCGACUCUCUCACAUUUCUGGUCAUCGAUCGUACUAUUUACAUGGAGCAGGCAGUGAGCUGCAACACGCCUUGGUCCAGUUUACAAUGAGCAAGCUCCUCAGCAAGGGGUUCACGCCAAUAACUGUACCGGAUAUGCUGAGAGGUGCUGUGUUUGAAGGCUGCGGGAUGCGGCCCAAUGCCAAAUCCUCCCAGGUUUACCAGCUUGACCCGACUCGUUUUGAAGACCUCUGCCUGGCAGGAACAGCUGAGGUUGGCAUCGCAGGUUAUUUCAUGGACCAUGCUGUUAACCUGCAGGAUCUGCCUGUGAGGGUGCUGGAUAUGCCGACCCAGGAACUCGGACUUCCGGCUUAUCGGAAAUUUGAUAUCGAGGCUUGGAUGCCUGGGAGGGGUAAUUAUGGAGAGCUUUCAAGUGCAUCGAACUGCACAGACUACCAGAGCAGAAGAUUGAAUAUCAUGUAUUAUGAGGAAACUGGACAGCUCAAAUAUGCUCACACUGUUAAUGCAACCGCCUGCGCUGUACCCCGCACUCUGAUCGCCAUCUUGGAAUGUAACCAGCUCCAGGACGGCAGUGUGAGGGUUCCCUCCGUCCUCCAGCCCUACCUCGGCAAGGAAGUGAUCUCUCGGCCUCCCCGCAGCCUGUUACUCUACAUCGGGCCCAACCAGUACCAGCGGAAUCUCAACAGGGCUCAGUGAGUGCCAACCACCCUGUAAGCGACCAGAGACUGCCCAGAUCUCCAUGUUGGCAUUUCUUGGUACAGCUGGCAUGGAUGCUUGACAAGAGGUGGUCACCUCACAGUUUAACCCUUUAGUGUGUGUCUGUCUCUCUCUCUGUCUCUCUGUCUGUCUGUCUCUCUGUCUGUCUGUCUGUCU
Chiloscyllium plagiosum (whitespotted bambooshark) is the source of this 1591-nucleotide messenger RNA. NCBI's taxonomy places the organism in Eukaryota, Metazoa, Chordata, Chondrichthyes, Orectolobiformes, Hemiscylliidae. The record is from RefSeq and is a predicted model, not a curated record.